GAAUUCUGUAGGUAAUAAACAAAAAUUAAAACACUUUUUUUCCUGCAAAAACUUCAACAACAAAUAUGUAGCAAAAACAAAUUGAAUUGAAAAGUUGAAAGCAAAAAAGCAUCAGCAACAUGGAGCGUUUCGCUUUCAAGAUCGAUGCAGCUCUCAGGGCGAAUUUGUACAAGAUAUGUCGCCUGUGCGGCAUUGAUAAUCCGUCCAAGGUGCCAAUAUUACCGAUGGAGAGCGAGAUUAUAGAUCUGGACGAGCCCAGUUUGAGUCAAAAGGUUUACGAAUUGGUUGGCUUCACGGUGUCGCAAGACGACAAAAUGCCACAGACAAUGUGCAGUUUGUGUGUGGAUAAAAUCAAUGAUUUUUUCGAGUUUCGUGAAAUGUGCCAUGCAACCAACAAACAAACGCGUAAACUGCUGGGCCUGAAACAGGCCGAUCCACAAACGCUGAUGGAUGUGAAGCCAAUCUUUAAGAGCGAACCGCUGCCCACGGGCAAUAAGCGUGGUCGUAAACGCAAAACUGAUGAUAAUGCCAAGCCCACAAACAGCAGCGAGUUAUCCUUGGAUGCAGUUAAGCACGAGCCCGUUGCCUGGCGCAAGAAGCAGCGCCUACAACAGCAACAACUGCUGCCAGCCAGCAAAACUGAGAUCAAGGAGGAACCCACGGAUGCUGAUGGCAGCUUACUUGGCAAAAAGCGUCGCAAAGCCAGUUGCAGUGUGUGUAGCGAACGUUUCGCCAGCAAGGAGGAAGCGGAGGAGCACAGGGCCGCAGCGCACGUGCCGUCGAUAGCGCGAUACUCAUGCUAUGCCUGCAAUCAGACGCACCACAACGCUAGUGACAUCAAGGCGCAUCAACUGUGGCACAAGCUGUCCAAGACGCCCUACCAGUGUCCCCAGUGUAAUGCAAGCGUGGCCAACAAUUACGCUUUCACGCGACAUUUGCGCGAACACACGCCAACGACGCCAAUUGGUUUACUGGUGCUCGAUCGCGAGUGUCCGUUGUGUAAGAAGACGUUCUUGACCAACUAUUUCUACAAUACACAUCCGUGUGCCCGGCGCACUCGCAAAUGUGGUGGCUGUAGUCGUGCACUCAACACCGAGGUGGCCUAUAUGCGACACGCGCCGCACUGUCCCAAGAUCUAUUUGAGUCACUCGAAGCACAUAAUGCCCGAGGUGGCUGAUCACGAGGCGCAAAUGCGCAUCAAGAACGAGUAUGACGUGGACAAUGAGGAGAGUCCUGCAAUAGAGAAUGCAGCGCAAUCUGAUAUGCAACCCGUUGUGGUGCUAGAACGCUUAACAUCGCCGCUGCUGCGUGCCUCCCUAGAGCCCAAUUCGCUGGGCCGGAACAACGAGCGUGUCUCAACGAAAUCCUAUUUGAAACGCGUCGAUCAGCUGCUCAAGAAUACAAUGAGCACGCUGGUCAGCAUUAAGCAUGAGCCCGAGGUGCAUAUCGAUGAUACUGGACCGCAGCUGCAACCAGUUGUGGAGCCAACGGAAAGCGAACCGGAUGAGGAUCCACCCGCUGACUACGAUGAUUUUCGCAACGAUGACAGCGAUGACGAUGAAUCGGCAGCAGCAACAGCACCAGAUGACGGUGCACCGUCAGUGGCAACAGCAGCAGAUCAUGAUGCACCAGCAGCGGCAACAGCAGCAGAUGAUGAUGCUGCGCCUGCUGAUGCUCCAACAGUGUCUGUCAAACAAGAGAUCAUCGAUGAAGCCUAUGAACAGCAGCAGCUAGGCGAUGGCGUGCAAAUCAAACAAGAGCCGCUCAAGCUUAAGCUUAAAAUCACUAAGAAUCAUGGGCAACUCAAUUCAUCCAUUGUGGACGAUGAUGACAACGAUCUGCAGCUUCAAUCCAAGAGCGCCAAAAAGAAAAAGAAGCGAAAGCACAAGGAGCGCUAUAGGGAAUCGGAAGAAGCAACACCUAGUGCAGAAAAUACAGACAAUGCAGCUGAGAUGCCCGCAUCAAGUAGUGCCAUGGUUACCAUCAAGCAGGAGCGUGUAGACGAAAACUACGAAGAUGUGGCACAACAGGCCGAGUUUGAGCCACAAGCCACUGUCAUGACGAGUAUUCCCAUGCUGCAGUUGGAGAGCAGCAGCUUCACCGAAGAGCAGCCAGCAGCAACGAGCAGCAGUCGGGAGCCAGAGACGGAGGAUGUGAAACCCAAUCGCUUGGAGCUUGAUCGUUUGAUGCAGAUCACGCAUAUAGCCAGCGGUGUGGCCAUGGCCGAGGAAGCAAUGCCGACGGAGAGCGCUGUUGAAGCGGUGCCCAAUGAAGCACCUGCAGAGAACGCUCCGAAGACCGCUAGGAAAUCAACCAGCACAAAAUCAACGGCCAGGAAGAGCACAGGUGGCAUGUCAAGGGCAGCGCCAAGCUCAUCAAGCACACCUGCGGUGGAAAUGCAGCUGCCACAAAUUGUGGCAGUGGAAAGUGGUGCAACGAUGCCUUUUAAUAUCGCUAUUAAACCGGAGCCACUUAAUCGUGGCUAUGCGGAUGAGCAUGAAGAGCAGACGGAGCAGGAGCAGAUGGCAGAGGCAACUAGUGAGAUUAAUCACAAUGAGAAAGUCGACGAGGAAGCUGCCUAUAUCAACAAUUUGGAUUUGAGCAAUGUGGUUAUUAAGCAGGAGAAGGAUUUGCACAUUUCCGAUGUGGAUAUCAAUGGCAGCGAAGCGGACAACUUGCAGUGCAAUGGUUCACGUGCUAGCGAGGAAAGUGAUGAUGACGACGACGAUGAUGAUGACAGCGCUUCGUCAGCCGAUGAGGCAGAGGAGAAUAUGGAUACGUACGAAGAGCAGGACGAGCGCAUUUAUCAAGAAAUAGAGCUCCCACCUUUGGAAGAGCAAGCGGCAGUUGAAAAUGCCGAAGUAGAGGAACACUGCGAGUCGGAGCAGAUGCAAGUGGAACCAGAAAAUACUUCAGUGCUGGAAGAAGCGACAGAAAGAGCCCUAGAGCAGCCACAGGAGCCACAAAUGGAACCACAGGUGGCAGAAUCAGAGAAAUUAGAGUCGCAGCCGAUGCAAGUCGAGUCAGGGCCUGAGAAUGAGAAUGUGGAAAAUGUCGAAGGCACAGCAAUCACCGCAGUAGAAGCAACUGCAAUUCUUGAGUCCUCUGCAGAAGAGGAGAAGUCAAUUGCAGCAGAGGAAACGCCACCAGCAGCUCAACCUGAGCCAGAAUUGGCGCCAAGCAGCGCGCCCGCCUUUAACUUUGUCAUCACCAGCGUUUGCAGCCAAGCAGAGGAAACGUUGCCAGUUGAUGAACCGCAAACUCCAGAGAAGAGCAGCCACAGUGAAGAGAAUGUCACCUGCCCCGAGGUUAACCUAAGUGCGCCCAAAGAAAGCGAAACGCUGGCGCAGCCAUUCUUUGACCCAUCUAGCACCUCAACCAACUACAAUUGCGAUGAGGAGCAGCAAAAUGUGCUUAACCAUGAGUUGUCCGCCACGGAACAGGCGGAGGAGCAACUUGCGCUACCGGCAGUCGAAGAGCAGCAGGAAGUGGAGGCAGGAACCUCAAGUGCAACUCCUAGCUGCAGUGAGAAUGCGUCGAGUGCCAAUGAAGAGACUGAGAAUCGCAUCAAUGAGCAGCAGCAAGAGCAUCAGCGGCACGAGCGUCAACAGCAACAGCAGCGCUGUGAGAUUAACGAUGAUUCCAAUAUCAAUGAAAUUGCCGAGAACAAUAACAACGCCAACAUUGAACGUGAACUUAAUGACGAUGCGAAUGUGGCUCCUCAGGAAAACCGUAAUAUCUAAGCUAGUUAACACAUAGGAUUAUUAACUUAAAAUGAACAUACAUUAUAUAUGUUAUCCUCUUGUAGUCGCCAUACCCGUUACUCCCCUGUAAAUACUACAUAUACAUAUUGUCACUCAAGUCCUCAUCGCAAAAAACUAAACCACAAAAAAAAAAAACAACUUACGUUACCAAAUUCGAAUAAAAUACAGUAAAAAGUAAAUGGUAAAUCCUUAGUUAUAUUAAGUUAGAUAUACACAACUUUAUUUACGUAAAUUACAUAAAUUAAUGGCUUAUAU
Molecule: messenger RNA, 4019 nt
Organism: Drosophila albomicans
Lineage: Eukaryota; Metazoa; Arthropoda; Insecta; Diptera; Drosophilidae
Product: nucleolar protein dao-5
Exons: 4
Coding region: 120-3743 (1207 amino acids)
Cellular component (GO): nucleus
Molecular function (GO): zinc ion binding
Source: RefSeq, a predicted model, not a curated record